Messenger RNA from Oncorhynchus masou masou (cherry salmon), 6460 nucleotides. It is a transcript of the gene ptprt, whose product is annotated as protein tyrosine phosphatase receptor type T. Gene Ontology annotation, molecular function: protein binding; protein tyrosine phosphatase activity. NCBI's taxonomy places the organism in Eukaryota, Metazoa, Chordata, Actinopteri, Salmoniformes, Salmonidae. Gene Ontology annotation, biological process: protein dephosphorylation. Gene Ontology annotation, cellular component: membrane. The coding region runs from base 242 to 4645 and encodes 1467 amino acids. The record is from RefSeq and is a predicted model, not a curated record. The transcript is spliced from 32 exons.
UCAAACGUUGUGGUGGCUAGGCAGGUGUAGGGACCCUGGGGACUCGAGUGCCACUCUCUUAUAGAUUAUCUCAACUCCGUUUGCCAUCAAUUACUGAUUGAAGUCAAACAAUCAAACCGGGAUUGCUGUCUACUGCCUUACAGUACUCUCUCACUGCAUUACCAAUGCGAGGAUACUGUCUGUGUAUACAGUCAGCGAAUAAACGGACAGGAGGCGAGCAUGUAAAAUAGUCACUGCCAAAAUGGACAAAGGGAACUACAUCAUUGCUUCGCUUCUUUUUCAACUGAUGGACUUAAUAUGCGGACAAUUAUUUCCAGGCAGCUGUUCGUUUGAAGAGCACUACAACAGCUGUGGCUACAGUGUGGCCCUGGGGACCAAUGGCUUCGCCUGGGAGCAAGUCAACACUUGGGAGAGGCCCACUAUGGACGCGGCUGUUCCCACAGGUUCUUUCAUGGUGGUGAACGGCUCGGGCCGGGCGUCGGGGCAGAAGGCCCACCUGCUCCUGCCCACCCUGAAGGAGAAUGACACCCACUGCAUCGACUUCCACUACUCUCUAUCCAGCCGCGAUGGCUCCAGUCCCGGGGUGCUCAACGUCUACAUCAAGGUGAACGGCGGCACCCAGGGAAACCCUGUGUGGAAUGCCUCCGCCUCGGUGACAGAGGGCUGGGUCAAGGCCGAGUUGGCAAUCAGCACCUUCUGGCCCAACUCCUAUCAGGUGAUAUUCGAGGCCAUAUCCAUACAGGGCCAUCCAGGGUUCAUCGCGGUGGACGAAGUCCGAGUAUUGGCCCACCCGUGCCGGAAAGCACCUCACUUCCUUCGGCUGCAGAAUGUGGAGGUGAACGUUGGCCAGAACGCCACCUUCCAGUGUACUGCUGGGGGGAAGUGGUCCCAACACGACCAACUGUGGCUACAGCAGUGGAACGGUAAAGAUACAGCCCUCAUGGUGACGCGGGUGGUGAACCACCGACGUUUCUCAGCCACCGUCAGUGUCGGGGAUACGUCCCAGAGGAGCACCAGCCGCUACCGCUGCGUCAUCCGCUCCGAUGGCGGCUCCGGGGUUUCCAACUAUGCUGAGCUCAUCGUCAAAGCUCCCCCCACACCUAUAGCCCCUCCGGAGCUCCUGGCGGUGGGUGCUACCUACCUGUGGCUCAAGCCCAACGCCAACUCUAUCAUCGGGGAUGGCCCCAUCAUCCUGAAGGAGGUGGAGUAUCGCACCACUACAGGCAACUGGGCUGAGACCCACAUCGUGGACGCCCCCACCUACAAGCUUUGGCAUUUGGACCCCGACGUGGAGUACGAGAUCAAGGUUCUGCUGACCCGGCCCGGCGAGGGGGGCACAGGACCUCCAGGACCUCCGCUCAUCACCCGGACCAAGUGUGCUGACCCAGUCCACGGGCCUCAGAAUGUCAAUGUUGUGGACAUUCGGGCCCGCCAGCUCACCCUGCAGUGGGAGACAUUUGGCUACGCCGUGACGCGCUGCCACAGCUACAACCUGACAGUGCAGUACCAGUAUGUGUUCAACCAGCAGGAGUUUGCCGCCGAGGAAUUGAUCCAGACAUCAUCCCACUUCACCCUGCGGGGCCUGAGGCCCUUCGUCACUGUACGCCUUCGCCUGGUCCUCGCCAACCCAGAGGGAAGCAAGGAGAGCGAGGAGAUCACCAAGCAGACAGAGGAGGAUGUUCCUGGCUCUGUUCCUUUGGAAUCCAUCCAGACCGGACCGUAUGAGGAGAAGAUCUUCAUGCAGUGGAAGGCACCUAACGAGACCAAUGGCGUCAUCACGCUCUACGAGAUCACCUAUAAGGCUCUGAGCUCCUUGGACCCCAGUGCAGACCUGACCACCCAGCGUGGCAGGGUGUUCAAGUUACGCAACGAGACCCAACACCUGUUCGUGGGGCUCUACCCGGGCACCACCUACUUCUUCACCCUCAAAGCCAGCACCAACAAAGGCUUUGGACCCCCUGUAACCACCCGCAUCGCCACCAAGAUAGCAGCCCCAUCAAUGCCGGAGUAUGAGACAGACAUUCCCCCUCUGAAUGAGACGGACACCACCAUCACAGUUCUGCUGAAGCCUGCGCAGUCCAGAGGAGCUCCCGUCAGUGUCUAUCAGCUGGUUGUGAAAGAGGAACGCAAGCAGAAGGUGCGGCGGGCGGCCGACGUGCUGGAGUGCUUCUCCGUCCCGGUCAGCUUCAAGAAUGCCUCCAUCUUGGAUUUGCCCCACUACUUUGCAGCGGAGCUCCCCCCUACAUACCUGACUGUGGUGCAGCCUUUCAGCGUAGGUGACAACAAGACCUACAAUGGCUACUGGAACCCCCCUCUCUCACCAGCCAAAAGCUACAGCAUUUACUUCCAAGCCCUGAGCAAAGCCAAUGGGGAAACCAAAAUCAACUGUGUGAGACUGGCUACUAAAGGCGCGUCCACCCAGGACUCAGACGCUGUGGAGCCCGAAAAGCAGGUGGACAGCACCGUCAAGAUGGCCGGUGUCAUCGCGGGCAUUCUCAUGUUCAUCAUCAUUCUACUGGGAGUGGUUCUCACCUUCAAACGCAGGAAACUGGCCAAAAAACAGAAGGAGACAGCCAGCAGCAGCAGCACCCAGAGGGAGAUGGGACUGGUGAGCACGGCUGAUAAGAGUACCACCAAAGUCAGCACUCUGCACAAGGACGACCCCUUCUCCACCAGCAGCCAGGACAUCAACGGUUUCACAUCCCCCUCUCCCUGCUCCUUCUCUCUGCAAGGCAAAACGCUGCAAAGCAAAUCCCUCUUGAAUUCCUACUACUCAGUGUCGAAGGAGCCAGUCCCUGCAACAACAUCCAUUGACAGCAGCCAUAGUGAGAUGGCCCAGCCAUCGUUGACCAUCCAGACGUACCCGUACGGGGGCUGUGAGUCAGUGGAGAUGUCCUACCAGGCCGGCCAGUUCCAGCCGGCCAUCCGUGUAGCCGACCUCCUCCAACACAUUACCCAGAUGAAGUGUGGCCAGGGAUACGGCUUUAAGGAAGAGUAUGAGGGCCUGACCGAAGGACAGGCGGCCCCAUGGGAGACCGCCAAGAAGGAUGACAACCGCAACAAAAACCGAUAUGGCAACAUCAUCGCUUAUGACCACACUCGAGUCAGGCUGCAACUGCUGGAUGGAGACCCCCACUCAGACUACAUCAACGCCAACUACAUAGACGGGUAUCAUAGACCAAGACAUUACAUCGCCACACAAGGCCCCAUGCAGGAGACAGUGAGAGAUUUCUGGAGGAUGAUCUGGCAGGAGAAUUCCGGCAGUAUUGUCAUGGUUACCAACCUGGUGGAAGUGGGCAGGGUGAAGUGUGUGAGGUACUGGCCUGACGAGACCGAAGUGUACGGAGAUGUCAAGGUGACACUGAUCGAGACAGAGCCUCUGGCCGAGUAUGUAAUCCGCACCUUCACAGUACAGAAGAAGGGCCACCACGAGAUUCGAGAAAUCCGUCAGUUCCACUUCACCAGCUGGCCUGACCACGGGGUACCCUGCUAUGCCACCGGCCUCCUGGGCUUCGUCCGCCAGGUCAAGUUCCUCAACCCGCCCGACGCUGGCCCCAUUGUGGCCCACUGCAGUGCUGGGGCUGGAAGGACAGGCUGUUUCAUAGCUGUGGACAUCAUGCUGGAUAUGGCUGAGAACGAGGGAGUGGUGGACAUCUUCAACUGCAUCCGGGAGCUGCGCUCACAAAGGGUUAACAUGGUGCAAACCGAGGAGCAGUAUGUUUUUGUCCACGACGCCAUCCUCGAAGCCUGCCUGUGUGGAAACACAGCCAUCCCAGUCUGUGAAUUCAGAGCCAUAUACUACAACAUCAGCAGACUGGACCCACAGACCAACUCCAGCCAAAUUAAGGAUGAAUUUCAGACUCUGAACAUCGUGACUCCCCGGGUCCGGCCUGAAGACUGUAGCGUGGGACUGCUCCCUCGGAACCACGACAAGAACCGCAGCAUGGAUGUCCUGUCUGUGGAUCGAUGCUUGCCCUUCCUCAUCUCCGUGGACGGAGAGUCCAGUAACUACAUCAACGCUGCCCUCAUGGACAGCCAUAAACAGCCAGCAGCCUUCAUCGUAACCCAGCACCCACUGCCCAACACGGUGGCCGACUUCUGGAGGCUGGUGUUCGACUACAACUGCUCCUCGAUAGUAAUGCUCAACGAGAUGGAUGCCGCACAGUUGUGCAUGCAGUACUGGCCCGAGAAGAGCUCCUGCUGCUAUGGCCCCAUCCAGGUGGAGUUCAUCUCAGCCGACAUCGACGAAGAUAUCAUCAACCGCAUCUUCAGGAUCUGCAACAUGGCCAGGCCCCAGGAUGGUUACCGUUUGGUGCAGCAUUUCCAGUUCAUUGGCUGGCCCGCUUACCGCGACACGCCCCUGUCCAAGCGCUCUAUCCUGCAGCUGGUGAGACGUCUGGCCAAGUGGCAGGAGCAGUACGAUGGGGGGGACGGACGCACCGUGGUCCACUGCCUGACGGGUGGUGGACGGAGUGGUACCUUCUGUGCCAUCUGCAGCAUCAGUGAGAUGAUCCAGCAGCAGAACAUUGUAGACGUGUUCCACACCGUCAAGACGCUGAGGAACAACAAAUCCAACAUGGUGGAGACUAUGGAACAGUAUAAAUUCUGCUAUGAAGUUGCUCUGGAGGCCCUUAGCGCAUUCUGAGAGACUGCCUCUCGUGUCUGUGGGACACAGUGCUGACUGCAGAAACACCAACCCAUCCGAGGCAGGGGAUGUGUGGGUGCAACCACACACACAUGAAACUGUACAGAAGAAGAAAAAAAACGCCCUCCACACUGGGUUCAUGUGCGCACUUCUGCAAGACUGGGACCGCUUUUGUUUGUAUAAAGAAAAAAUGAAAUGACAACCUCAACCCUUUUCUUCUCUCUUCAGUGUCCAUCUUGAACUGUGAUGUGAUCUUGUACAGUAAUUUCCUUUUUAGAUAUAUGCCUUGAAUGUCACACCCUCAAUGUAAAAGUACAACCUGGAAGAAUAGCUGAGAUCAUGGGGAUCCUAAUAAAAAUACAUGCAGAUCAACCAACAGAACCGAUACCACCAGACAGACAAAGACAGAAGAUUCAAACUCUCCCUGGCUUUGCACCUCUUUUUAAUGAACCUUAAUAACGACUGUAUUAUAUGCCCCCCCCCCCCAACCGGUUGAACAUAAAAUAGCAGAUACAUUUUGUAAUUCUUUGGAUUUUGUGGUUCUUGCAACAUGUUUACAUCCAUGUUCACACACUGAUUUCCUCACAUUCGCAAUGUGAUGUCUUCAGUCAACGUUUUGGUUUGUUUUGAUAUUGUGGCAUGUUCUCAUCAUCCUGGUGUCCCAUGGCUCUUGUGCUAUGCAGACAAUCAUGAAUUCCGAGGCCCAUUCUGGUUUUCUCCAUUGAAAGGGAGAGUCAGUCAACGCUUUAGCAUUCUUUGCUGGCGCUACGUAUACAGUAUUCAUCAAAGCGUUCAUGUGUUUUGUAUUUUGCACUGCUUUACCCCCAAACACCCAUUCAACUCUUGUGUAAUUUGAUCGACAGUGCCAUAUUCACAUCUUUCAGCGCACGUACGAUUUUAACCAAAUUGUGAAGAAACGUGUCAGCCCGAUAAUGUUCUAGUAAUAUGCACCUCAAGCUUGUCAAACACUGUAGCAGCCCCUGCCCUACUGUUGCCCAACCUCAGGUUUUGGUGAGAAGAAUACUUUCCUUUUCAUCCUUGAUCAUUCUGCGCCCAUACUCUAGGAGCAGUUUGGCUUUGUGUAAGAAUGUCCUUAUAUGGACACCAUACGUGUGUUCUGCCAUUACUCUCUCCCUAUGCAUCUAAUACAUACUGUUUGACAUGGAAACAGAAUCCAGAAUCUGAAGUUGUGAACCCAACUCUUGAAUGAGGCAGGGAUUUGAUCCAAGCGCUUGAGUUUUAUAGGCAAUGUUACCGCGUUUGCAUAAAUCACAUUCAAGGUAGACUGCAGAUGUUGGCUCAUUUGGAAAUUACCUAUAAAUUACAAGCGUUCUAUGGUGCGAGUCCCAGCCUGAAUUUUGCAAGCUAACUGUUUUAUUUUUAUUUGUUGUGUUUUCUGUCCAUUGGAUGGUUUUAGUACAGUGUUGUAUAGGGCUUUUUCAGUAGAAUGUUUUGCUCAACAUGGACAGUGACUUGAAGAAGUCUUACAUCAACUCACAGCGUAGUUGUACUAUUGACAUGUGGUUGUUUGGUGACUGAAAGCACAAAGAGAAACAGUGUUGGAUUUUGAAUGGAAGAGAGGAUAAUGUGAAUGCAAGUUGUUUUCCUUUUUUUCCCAAUAGGCUUUAUUAGGCUUUUCAUAUCUCCACUAUCUGUGUUAUAUUUUGUUUUCCUCCUUUUUUUCUUGAAUUUGUCUAACUUUUUUUUUUUUGUCUAGCAAAGUGAUAUUUAGAACUGGUGAUGAAAUUGCCAUGGUUGUUUUGUUGUUAGAAAAUGUGGUAACAUCAAAUAAAGGGACCAAAAUGUUGAACAAUA